This is a messenger RNA of Ichthyophthirius multifiliis, 1110 nucleotides long. RefSeq names its product protein kinase domain protein. The transcript is spliced from 5 exons. Gene Ontology annotation, biological process: signal transduction; peptidyl-serine phosphorylation. Gene Ontology annotation, cellular component: cAMP-dependent protein kinase complex. Gene Ontology annotation, molecular function: ATP binding; cAMP-dependent protein kinase activity. Lineage: Eukaryota; Ciliophora; Oligohymenophorea; Hymenostomatida. The record is from RefSeq and is a predicted model, not a curated record.
AAAAAAAUAAAUAAAAAAAAACUAAAAAAAUGGAAAAACCUAAAAAAAUGAAGCUUUCUGAUUAUGAAAUAUUCCAAACAUUAGGAACAGGUUCAUUCGGAAGAGUAAAAUUGGCUAAAAAAAAACAUACCGAUUAAUUUGUUGCCUUGAAGUAAUUAAAAAAAGCAGAAAUUAUAAAACUGAAAUAAGUUGAUCAUAUAAUAAACGAGAACACAAUUUUAUCAAAUAUGAAUCAUCCAUUUAUUGUAAAUAUGGAUGGUUUUUGUUAAGACAGUAGAUAUAUAUAUUUAAUUCUUGAAUUUGUUUCUGGAGGUGAACUGUUUACUUAUUUGCGUAGCAUGGGAGCUUUAGAACCUGACCACGCAUGCUUAUAUGCUGCAUAAGUAGCCUUAAUGUUUGAAUACUUGCAUUCUAAAAAUAUCAUUUAUAGAGAUUUAAAACCUGAAAACCUAUUAAUUGCAAACGAUGGUUUUCUCAAAUUAACUGACUUUGGAUUUGCUAAAAUAGUCGAGAGUAGAACAUAUACCUUAUGUGGCACUCCUGAAUAUUUAGCCCCAGAAAUUCUUUUAAAUAAAGGCCAUGGCAAGGCUGUUGAUUGGUGGACCCUUGGAAUUCUUAUUUAUGAAAUGAAUGCAGGUAUUGAUCCUUUUACAGAUGAAGAUCCUAUGGCUAUUUAUUAGAAAAUAUUGAAAGGAAAAGUCAAAUUUCCCAGAAAUUUCGAUAAAAACGCUAAAUCUCUUGUCAAACAUCUUCUUACUUCUGAUUUAUCUAAAAGAUAUGGAAAUUUAAAAAACGGAGUUUCUGAUGUCAAAAAUCAUAGAUGGUUUGGCAAUAUUGAUUGGAAUUAAUUACUUGCUAAAAAAGUUGCAGUGCCUUAUAAACCUGUUGUUAAGGCGCCUAAUGAUACUUCUAAUUUCUCAAGUUAUCCUGAAAGUGAUACAAAUACUCCUGCUUUAAAACCUGCUGAAGACCCUUUUUUAGAUUGGUGAUAUAUAUUAGAAUUUUUUUUUUUUGUAUAUUAAAAUAGUAAAAGUAAAAAUCUAUUUGUUUAGUUAUUUUGUAAUCAAAUUAAGAAAAACAAUAUAUAAAAUAAAAUGUAAAUUUAAAAAU